GUGACAAAGACUAUUUUACAUAACUAUUCACAAAGUUAUUAGAGGACACGUGACUCAGUCAGUCUUUCUCAAACCGCCCAUUGAAGGACUCCUCUUUCCUGUGUUCCAAUUCGUCCAGGCCAAGUAUAACCUUGUGAACGUAUCCGAGCGAGCAAAAAGACUUCUGGUUAGCUUUCUAUGUCAAAUAUCUCACAAAUUCAGCCUACAGUCCCUCCUCCCGUUCAAACAACGUCAUCUGAGCCGGGGGAGAAGGAUGCCGAUUUUAUCGUUCUUCGACAACUGAAUAAGCGCGCUCGUGUUCGCCUUUCCCAAGAACCCAUAAACCUUUCGCCCAUCCCAGGCAGGGCCUCCUUAUUCGUGGUCGCAAACUCUCGAGCAUGGUUUGCAGCAGUGGGCCGAGAUUCCAAUUCUGAGACAGUCCUUGUGCUGUCGUCACUCAGCGAUCUUCGCUCAGCAUUUGCUACCGCCAACGAUACGGAUGACCGACCGUAUCAACCUCAAAGGAAGGUUCCCUUGGGUGCUGCCACUCCAAAUAUUGUCGUAUUUGCAUCCAAUGACUCCAGACUUGUCGUUGGGCUUGCUGAGGGGUCGAUUAUGGUUUACGCCACAGAGCACCUAUUCUCCCCUGGAGACAGUCCCGUCAAUCCCAUUUACUCACUUCCUGCUGUGCCUUCAGCUUUCGUCGUUUCAAUAUCUCCGAAUACGGGAGAUCUUUCAGAACUUGUGGCCAUCUUACGGGACUCCCAAGCUGGCUCGAACGGAUUAGCAGUAGAGCUUCUCGACGUCCAAAAACUUACAACCGUGGGAGGUUGGGUAGCAGGGAAUUUACCAAAUACCAUUCCCGCAUCAAUAUCCUGGUCUCCCAAGGGCAAGCAGCUUGCGCUGGGUAUGAGAAGCGGUUCCAUCGUCACAUAUGCACCUACUUCUACCUCCGCCCCAAAGUCCAGCAUUCCAAGCCCACCCUCCGCAUCUAAUGCCUGCGUCAUAUCAACGACUUGGCUAUCUGCUUCGUCUUUCCAUGCGAUCUACGCACAGCUACCACUUAACCCAGAAGUCGAACAAACUCACUUCCAUGUCUCCCUUGAUGGCAAAACUAAUUCCGCACAAGACUUGAAAUUCUCCUCUCCAUAUUACCCUUCACCCGGGCUGCGGCCACCUGGUGCAUUCAUCGUGUGUUUGCGUGGGUGGGAUCCCGCAAAGAUAUUGUUAUUUAUGGGAGACAGUACUUCGUCAGACAUUGGGGUGGUUGGGUGUGUAGGAGAGAAUUGGUCGAAUCUGUCGCUUGAGGAAACGUCGACGCCAAGCCUCCCGUUGGACAAGGACAUGAACGACACUGUCCUCGUUGGCCUAGAGCUUGAUCUAACUAGCACUGAGCCGUUCCACCACACAAGCGCGUCCGGGGAGGGUGUCCAGUUACCACCUUCACCUAUCAUGUAUGCAUACGCAUCAGACGGGACAUUAGCAGGUUGGCAUGUCCUCAACAGCAAGGGAACACCUUACCCGGGCAUGGCUACCCAAUCCUCAAGAGCGAUGAUGGAGAUGCGGGAACCGUCCAACGACAUGCAUGCGUCUCCUAUUGAACCCACUCCACCCUCCGUCAGCGCGUCAGCUUUCGGCCAGACAGCCUCUGAUUUUGGCCAGUCGUCCGCGUUUGGGAAACAACCUUCAUUUGGGCAAUCAUCGUUCGGUCAGCAACUGGGAUCUCCCUUUGGUCAGACAUCAACAAACAAUGCUUUCGGCCAGCAAACGACAUCCGCGUUCGGACAGUCGUCACCAACUUCAGCAUUUUCUCAACCCUCUUUCGGCCAGUCAUCAUUUGGCCAAUCAUCAUUCGGACAACCUGCACCUGCAUUUGGGUCCGCUGCUCCAUCGGCCUCACUAUUUGCUCAAGUCGGGAAGUCUGCUUUUGACACCACGCCUACUUCAGGAGGGUUCGGGGCAUUUGGUACUGUUGGACCCUCGAAGUUCGGACAGACAGAGUUCGGGUUUGGAGGAGCACAACCUAUUUCGCCUUCACAGAGCGCAUCAAUAUCAGCAUCUGCAGAAGAUAGUAUGGCUGCAGAUGAUACACCCGGCUUUGGUGGUCUCUCACUCGGUAGCGGUAACCCUGCUCCUCAGAGCGCUGAUUCAAGGCCCUCCAUUUUUGGGAGCGCAGCUACAUCUCAAUCUUCUCCUACCAGUGACUCAGCGGGAGGUGGACUCAUCAAGCCUGCAACCGGCUUUGGAGCUCUUGGCAAUGGAGGCCAGCAAAAGAGUCCAUUCAGUGCGUUCGGUGGUGUAUCAACUACAUCGGCAUUUGGAGGCAGUGCCCCAGCGACUACCUCAGCGUUUGGAUCUGCUACUACACCUACUUCUGCAUUCGGGAAGACUGGAUUUGGUGUCACAUCUGACUCUAGCUUUGGGAAGAGUACAUUUGGACAGUCUGGAUUCGGACAAUCCAGCUUUGGAACGUCAAUUUUUGGCAAACCGGCCUUCGGAUCAGCCACCAAUACUGCACAAACGCCAGCACCUGCUUCCGGAGGCUUCGCCGCAUUUGCAACAGGUGCCCCAAAUGCUUUCGGAGCUAUUACUUCCAAUACAGGUGCUCAGAAGCCUGUAUGGGGUAGUGCAACCGAUGCUACAAAACCCGAUGCACCAACGCCUACCCAGGGAAUUAACGUUCCACGUGAAGCAUCUGUGCCGCGCGACGAAAGCCGGUCUCCUUCCCCUGUCGCGCAGAGGGGUGAAGAGACUGAGUCUGGAUUCAAGAGCUCUGUGCCAGCUCCGACUAUAGGUGCCUUCAGUAAUUUGAAGUCAUCUCCAUCUUCAUUCUCGAUGAAACCCUCUGGAUUCGGGCUGGGAGAACUACCGAAAGACUCUCCGUUUUACAAGCCGGCGCCAGCACAGCCACCUGUCUCUGCAUUUGCUCUGGCGGCAGGUACCCCUUCGACACCGCCAAAACCUACUACCGGGGCUCCUGCCUUCGGCCAGUCGUCGAUGCCUGGCGCUGUAAUGAAAAGUCCCUUUGGGACCAUGACACCCAGUCCCCCGGCUCCUACAUUUGGUGCGUCAUCCAUGCCAGGAGGAGCGUUCAAGAGCCCAUCCAGCCCACUUCAGUCAGCUUUCUCGGUACCUUCAACGGGCGGUUUUAGCGCUUUUGCGUCAGGUGGAAGUGGAGGUUUCAGUGCGUUUGCGGGCGCACCAAAGUCAUUUGGCGAGCUGCUGAAGAGCACUGGUGACGAGGCCAAGGAACCCCCAAAGACGGAAUCUGUCAAUGUAUUUUCCGUACGCAUUGCCGAGCCUGAGACGCCUGCUAAAGAGGUUAGGAAUGUCAAGGUAGAAGAGCCGCUUACGCCUACUACGCCGGUUGCAAAGGUGGAGGCUGUCAAGGAAGAGGAAACGCCAAUUAGGACAACUACUCCGCCGCUUCCCGUGGUCGAGGAGAAAGCGCAGGAGGCGAAGGGCAUGGACAAGGCAUUGCCUCACGAACCUUCCUUGGAGUCUAUCUCUUCUUCGACAGCCUCAUCCUUCGUUGAUGUUUCUGCUGAAGAUGCGGCUGAGGGUGAUGCGGACUCGACUGUUGAAGAAUCUGAUGAGGAUGGGGAGCUCGAGGACGACACGAAGUCAUUUAUUUCUGAUGAUGAAUCGGAAGAAUCGGAAGAGUCUGAAGAAUCUGAAUUGCCGGACGAGCAAGACGAGCGAGAAGAGGAACAGGAAGAAGAACAGGAGGAGCUUGAGGAAGAAUGGGAAGAACAGAAAAAACAGCCAGAAGAGCAUAAGGAAGAGAAAGAUGAGAAAAAAGAAGUGGAUAUACAUCAGGAGGAGCUAGAAGUGCAGACGCAAGAAGGGGAGCCUGAGCUCACAGUGGUUCCUUCUUCUAUUCCAUCGCCUGCUGCCAGGUCUCGAUCGACCACUCCAAAAGCAGAGUUACCGACCAUUACAUUGUCAACUUCGCCUUCCCCUCCGCCUCGAAAGAUAUCUCCAGUUAGGGACCAGAGUACAACACCACCUGGAUCUCCCGUGCCUGAGGCUCAACGUGUUGCACCUCCCCCUCCUGCCUCCUCCCCAUUCGCUAUAACUCCCAGGACGACGGGUACCCGACCGGUCAAAAGCUCACCUCUUGCAAAUGCCCCCCUCACUGGAGACAUGGAAGCUCCCAUUUUCUCACCACAAGCGAAAACAGCAUUUCCGACUAUGGUACCGCACCCUGCCUCACCGAGGCCGCAAUUCGGCUCAUGGGUACCCCCAGUGAAGCAAGACGCAGAAUCUGAUUCUUCCCGGCCCAAAACACCCCCAGUUUUGUUCGGCAAGAGUGCGAGCGUGCCAUCCAUCACGGCGCUGCCUAUGCCACCAGCGUUUACACUACCACCAAAGCCCGUCCUCUUCGGCGCUGUAGCUCCGACUCAAUCUCGGACUCCAACCCCACCACCGAGUGAGAGUCCCAUCAAAACACCGGAAGCGCCUCCUGAUCUUACUUGUCCGCCUCCUGGCGUUUUCAGUAGUUUCAAGCCACCUGGGGCUGUACCCGUUGCUCCCAUGUCUCUAUCUCCAGGCCCACCGCUACCUGCAGUUCCUCCUCCUUCUAUAUCUCCGCCAGCUCCGCCCAUCGAACAAGGCAUGCAGUCUGAGUGCUCGUUUAUGGUCUCUCGUUUAACUUGGGAACUUGACAAUCUAAAAACUAUGGCAACGCGUGCAACACAGCAAGCCGCCGAACUCAGGUCAAAGAAAACGUCAGGACAAUCUCAUGUGAAAGCAGACCUUGCAGAUGCAACAAAAUGGGCGCCUGGAGACAUCCAGGAAUAUGGUCGUGUAAUGACUGAAGUCCAGGGUGACAUCAAAGAGAUAAAGGAGCAACGGAAGCUUCUCAAGCAAUCGCUCAAGGAGCUUGAGAGUAGUAUGCUGAAAGCGGGAACAAGAAAGGAGGAAAUUAUUCGGUUUACUCGAGCUCAGACGGACAGUGAGUUUGCUAAGAUGCUCAAGAUCAGAACCCUUGGACCGGAAUAUCUGGAAACUCAGUCGCAACUACGGAGGGAUAUAAGGACGAUGAGGGACCGUGUGCAAAAGCUCGAGGACCAUCUGCAAUCCUCUAAAAAGAGGCUUGCUGAGCUAAAGGCAGGCAAACCAAGCCUAAAGGCACCGUCUUUGGAUACCGUGAACCGCACCUUCCGCAACAUUGAUAUCUCAAUCACGCAACAAAGUGGGGAUGUCGCCAAACUCCAGCAGCGAAUGAGCAAGUUGGACAUAUCCUCUGAUGUCCUCGGUUCACGAGACAAACGGCUCUUAGAAUCAAGCGUUAAGAAGCCAUCGGCUGUGAUUCCCCAUGUAGCGGUCACCACGGCUGCUGCAUUGAAUGCCGAACGCUCUGCACAGAAGUUAAAACGGGCUCUGCUGGCGGUGAGGAAGGAGCCCUUACUCAACAAGAAGGCGGCAUCCAAACCCGCGCCUACGUCAUUCCUGACGCCAAGCAGAGCAACGGUGAAGCAAGAGCCCAAUACACCUACACCUAUUAGUUUCAUUUCCCUUCCUAGCAGUGCCUUGCCUGCGUUCAACACCCCUACAUUCACAAAGUGUGGAUGGUCGCCAGAAACGUCCAUCAACUACGAUGAUUCUACAUCUUACAUAGCUUCCUCUUCACGUCGCCCACAGCGAACAUCAAGACAUGGAUCUUCAGCUAAAUCGGCGGCCAUGCUGAAGUCGGAGAGUCUCGAAGCUUCUCCGACGCCCGCACCAAAAGCCCCCGCUGCUGUAUUUGACUGGGGACCACUACCAAUUGUCACACCAAAAACAACACUGUCUGCUGAUGUUCGGCCCAAGGGUUUCAAGUCGUAAAUAAAGACUGAUA
This is a messenger RNA of Suillus subaureus, 5821 nucleotides long. RefSeq lists its product as uncharacterized. The coding region runs from base 178 to 5808 and encodes 1876 amino acids. The transcript has 13 exons. Gene Ontology annotation, molecular function: protein binding. The record is from RefSeq and is a predicted model, not a curated record. Lineage: Eukaryota; Fungi; Basidiomycota; Agaricomycetes; Boletales; Suillaceae.